AUGGAUGUGGGCGAAUAUGAGACCAACACCUUUGUGGUCAGCAAUAUUGCGUCCAUCGCAUUUCGCGUCUAUCGACCGGUCGUCUCGUCGUCACCGUCCGUCUAUACCUCUUCCGCACCCGACGUUGAGAAGGCCCUCCGCAACGAUGGCCAUCUCGUAUUUGCCGACACGCGCCGACAGUGCAUCUGGUGCUUCCGACUCAUGCGCAGGGACGGUUCUGCCAUGGGAUCGCCUGCAAAGUCCGAGCUCGCCACCACCAUGGACGUUGGGCCAUACAAGCUCAUAGCUGUGGACGAUGGUGCGUUUGAGCCCAUCAGCCUCCUGAAAGGUUCAGGAGGCCGACCUCACAACACGGUUGCGGUAAAUACGCCCAACAGCUCCUCGUCAGCCGUCUCUGCGUUUGAUUCCACCGCCAGAAGUACCACGGGUCCGGCAUCACAGUCAGCCGGCCUACUGCCACUGUCCCAAACGUCGAACAUCAGUGCAGCUGCCUCGGACCUCGACACCCACAGCGUGCAUUCGCAAGCAGCCACCCAGCCCGACCAGAAGGGACUUCUGCCGGUUUCCGCCAAGGUAGUAUACAACUUUUUUAUCUCGGCCGUGCUUGCGGGCCUAUCGUCUGCCUAUUGUGCAAAAGCACGGGCAAUUGCUCUCAACAGCAGAACAUUGUUGCUUCCUCCACUAGACCCUCUGUGGGAUGGUGAUGAGAGGAGCAGAUCGGAUGGCAGGGCAUUGAUCGCGACCCUUCGCGUUACCCUCACCACCGCCGGCUCUCUCCUCUUGUACAUCUCCCACACCGUUCUUCACGGCAUGGGCUGUUCGGAGUGGGCCUGUUACGCUGGGAUUCCGCCCGAGGGAUGUGCUGUCCUCACUGCGCCCUGGGGAAAAUUUGCAACGGUCCGAGGCGUCUACCAACCCCCUAUGCCGGCUGGAAUGGGGCUGAAACGGAAGCAAGUUUCUGCUACUAGUGCUCCUCUUAUGUGGAAGAACUUUGCUUCCAAGAUGCUCGAAACCAGGGGAAUCUCGCCUGUAAUUUUGCAGAACUCGUCUUGGUUGCGCAUCGAAUUUUCCCUGAGCGAAGAGGCACCGAAUGAUGUCCCCGUUGUGAUGCUAUGGCCGUCCGUGCUCUGUUUCUGGAGUCUUGAGAGUCCCACCAUAACGACUGCGCCAUCCCAGAGACUAGAUCCGCUGUCGGAUAUCAGGGAGGCCUACCUGGAGGAGACGAAGGAAGACGACCCUGCCGCCAAACUGGAAGAUAUGGAUGUACCUAUGGAAGACAUUCAAAUGGUUGCGGACGACAAGGGCAAGCGGUCGGUUGAUCGACAACCCCUCUCUGGAGCAUUAAACACCUACAAUAAUGUCUCUAUAAACAGUGCUGCCGCUGCCGCUGCCGCUGCUUCUGCGAACUCUGCUGCUCUGGGGGCUAUGUACCCAACGCCACCCGACGGUGUCUUAAAUGCUGUGGGAGUGACGCCAACUUUUGACGGAUCUACGUCAAGUCCUGGGAAUAUGGCAAGUACCACUGCCCUAGCCUACCUAGACGGCAGCGUACCACAACUUGGUGCUCAUGACGCGUCCUUGGGCGACUUUUGGGAUAGUGGAGAGCCAAAACGCGAAGAACAGGAAGAGCCAUUUACCGCUGAACCCGAUGCCCUUUUUGGCGACAUUGGCGCCGACAUAUUUGGAGACGACAUCACUGAUGCAGACUUCAACUUUUUCGACGAAAAGCCAGACAGAGCCGAUGCUGGCGCGUCCUCGGCGGUCUCUGACAAGAUGGACAUGGUCGAAAGCCCACAGCAAGCGUCGCCGCAGGCAGAUCAACAAGAGCCACCGCCCACUGAAGUACCUCAGAUGGAAGAAGCGGUACCAGAAGAGAAGACACCCUCAAGGCCGGAGUCUCCCGUCUUUGCGAAGCCCGAGCUGAAGAAUGCGCGCAGCAACCUCCCGGGCGAGAGCCAGGCGGUCAAGCCGGCCUCGAAUGCGCUCGAUACAAAGCCGGUCGCGGCCGGAAUCAAGCGUCCACCGAGUCCAUUCGACGCCUUGACAGUAUUUAAGCGCAUCAGGGCAACGACGGAAGACAGCAAAAGCCAGAAAGUGGCGCCGAAGCAACCUUUCGCACGCCGAGGAAACUUGUUUCAAGGGCUCAAGUUUAGCGACUUCAUGAUCGAGAACAACAAGAAGUACGAACAGAACGGAAAGUUCGGCUUUCGCUGGCCCCAUCCCGAGACAGACAUGUUAUCCGACCUGUCGAUGGUGACGUCGCCAACCGCUUUCCGACGACCGACUGGAAAGCAGGCCAACCCUUCGGAUUCGUCUCCGGAAUGGGCUGCCCUGAUCACCAGCAUCACUCGCGGACUGAAAUCUAGCUCGUUACAGGCGCAGAGCUUCUUGGACGAUAGUGAGGACUCGUCGUCGGGCUCAUCCGAGGAUGCAUUGUCUUCCGAGGACACGGACGACGAUGACGAGGCGAUGACUGUAUCUUCGGCGCCGAGAAAGCCCGAUAUGAGUGAGAGCAUGCCGACUCCCGAGGCAGCUGCUGAAUUGUCUAGAGCGUACAGCGAGGGUGUGUGGGACGUUCCUAUUGCGCGGUAUUUUGUCGAUCCAAUGCCGCCGCCAACAGAGCUGGCCUACACGGACAAUGAUGUUAUCGACGUGGCGCAAAUCCUGACACAGCAGGUCACCCGGAUGACGAUCCGAUCUGGAUUCGACGAGGACGAGGCACGGGACCUGCAGAAGACGAAGCUGCGCAAUACGCUAUUGCAGCGCAUCCGCUAUUCGGUAGCGACGCUUCACGAUGUCCUUCCUGCAGCGCUAGACGAGGCAACACGAUGUUCACUCAAGCCAUACCUGGACGUCCAAGAUAUCCCGCUUCUUGUCCAGCCAGCUCGACCGCGACAGCCCCUUGGUCAGGAGCAACUGAGGCCGAACGUCUUCCACAUUCCGACUCCGCAUGUGGAGAUUCAGCGGCACGAGUGGACGCUUUCGCUGGCCCCUACGGCCAUUGAUUUCUGGGACACGUUGGCCCUUGAGCCGCUGCAUGGCAGCAAAGAGAUCCGGGCAGUCUGCGUGUACCCCGACUUCGAUGGGCUGGACGACGAGGUGAACGGAUUUCUGAACCGGAUGCGGAUCGUGUACGAGUCGCUGCGGCUUGGCUCACACGACCGGCUUUCGGAAAAGUCGGGCCAUGUCACAGAGGGCAUGGUUUCAUUCGAUGCCAGGGUGUCGUCGGGCACACCGUCUGGAAUAGCAACACCGCGCCCCGAGUUUGCGGGAGCGGACCAAGUGCACAGGCUCGCGCAGGCGCUGGCGGCAGAAGAUGCGCAAGGCAAGAGCCUGGUGGUGUACUUUGUGUACUGCGAGGAGGUGACGGGAGCGGUGGUGGAUGCGUGUCUGGCAUUCCAGCGGCUCUCACAGCUGUACGAGAUGGCCGUGACAGGCUGCAGCAGCGAGCCGGGCGAUCUUGUGCUGCAGCUGAUCCCGACGAGUUUCCUUGCAUCGCCGACGGCACUGGUAGUUCCGACACCGGCAGAUCUGCUACGGCUCUCGCUGGAGGUGUACGACCGCUGUGCGUCAGCGCGUGGCCCGCGGCCAGCACCAGCUUUCCUGCUGGAGCAGCCGCCGCCGCGGAUGCUGGAUCUGCGACUGUCGGCCACACCAUCGGUGGAUGUGCAGCGUGAGAACUCGUGCAUCCAUGUGGCCUAUGCACGGAGCACGGACGAGCGAUGGAUGACGGCAGCGUGGACGGACAGCAGCGGGUGGCGACAGUUCAGCUCGGCGUACUGGGUGGGACGGAAGGGAAGGCUGCCGGCGACGUCGUUUGCAGCGGUGGCUCAAGAGAUCUGGGACAAUACAUGCGCGAUUGUGGGGAAUCUGAAGGUGAACUGGCGGGCGAUCAUCACCAAGUGCGGUCCGAUGGAGCCGGAGGAGAUGGAGGCCUGGACAGAGCUGGCAAAGGCCGAGACGCGGGCCAGCAUCAGCGUGACGCUCGUUACAGUGGAUACACAGCCGUGUCUGGAGCUGAUUCCUCCUGUGGUGAUGGUGCCACCGACGGUGCUUCCUCUGCUCUCAGCGGCGACGCCGGCACCAACGCCGCAGGCCUCGGCCGUGUUCUCGCCCGAGCAGAGCGGCAACCCAAGCGCGGACGCAAACCUGGCAGCAGCCGGGGCAGAUCCCAACGCAGUGGCAGAGAUCGACGGCAACGUGGCUCUGGUGGACGUGACGGACAACGCGUGGGGAGCGAUAGCAUCGCAUCGGCUGAACAUAGCAGCGACGUGGAUCGACCAGCGGCCGGCGCUCGUGAGCGGCUAUCUUGUCAAACGGGGUGGACUCGGACGCGACGACGCGCCGGUGGUUUUGGAGGUGAACGUGAUCCGCACCGAAGGCAGUCCGCGGACGUAUGAGCAGCUCGUGCGAGAGCUCCUGUCGUCGUUCCGGGGUCUGGGCACACUGGCGCGAGCCAGGGGCAUUCUCGACGGCGAGCGGGAUGUUCGGCCGUGGCACAUUGCCGCAGCCGAGCGAGCGGCAAAGGCGCUUUGCCGGUGGAUGUGA
This is a messenger RNA of Grosmannia clavigera kw1407, 4548 nucleotides long. RefSeq lists its product as uncharacterized. Gene Ontology annotation, cellular component: mediator complex. Gene Ontology annotation, molecular function: transcription coregulator activity. Gene Ontology annotation, biological process: regulation of transcription by RNA polymerase II. The transcript has 3 exons. The coding region runs from base 1 to 4548 and encodes 1515 amino acids. Lineage: Eukaryota; Fungi; Ascomycota; Sordariomycetes; Ophiostomatales; Ophiostomataceae. The record is from RefSeq and is a predicted model, not a curated record.